Molecule: messenger RNA, 539 nt
Organism: Amphibalanus amphitrite
Lineage: Eukaryota; Metazoa; Arthropoda; Thecostraca; Balanomorpha; Balanidae
Exons: 3
Coding region: 63-374 (103 amino acids)
Source: RefSeq, a predicted model, not a curated record
UCAUUCAGUCGAGACCUGAGCUAGUACAGCACCGUCCGCAAAUAAAGAAACGAGACUCCAACAUGAAGGUCGCCGUUGUUCUCACCUGCCUGCUGGUGGCCGUCGCUGCCAAGCCCCAGUUCGGCAGAUUUGGAAGUUUCGGUGGAUUUGGCAGUGCCAGGGGAAGCGCCAACUCUGGAUCCACUCAGGGACAGUCCGGUGGACCCUUUGGAAACAGCCAGAUUCAGAACAGCUUCGCUAACGCACAGGGUUCUGCUUUUGGGCGCGGCGCUUCUUUCAACAGCGCCGGCAGCAACGUUGGACAGAGCACAGGACUCUUCGGAAACCGUCAGUUCGCCAACAACCGGGCGACCAGCAACCAGUUCGGACGCUAACCCGAACCUUUCAUAGAUAAAUACAUUGAUAAUUGUUUGAAGAAUUGUGCAUAAAUCAUCAUGACAUCAUUAUUUUUGUUGGAACUACCCAUGCAACUACCCAUGCAUUGAAUGUGAAAUAUAUUCAAAUUACAAACCCAAUACAAAAGGCUCUUAGAUUUGAAA